Molecule: messenger RNA, 1980 nt
Organism: Lodderomyces oxycetoniae
Lineage: Eukaryota; Fungi; Ascomycota; Pichiomycetes; Serinales; Debaryomycetaceae
Exons: 2
Coding region: 1-1980 (659 amino acids)
Biological process (GO): nuclear membrane fusion involved in karyogamy; karyogamy involved in conjugation with cellular fusion; lipid metabolic process
Source: RefSeq, a predicted model, not a curated record
AUGGAGCUCCAGCUUUCUCAACCAAAUGCAUUUACUCAAUUGUACGGGUGGAAAGAUGAUUGUAGCCAAAAAGCCUUAGAAGCUGUGAUACCACAGUGUACACGAGGGGUGGAGAAUAUAUCACCAGAGCAGCAAAAGCUAGUUGCAAUGGAACUUUCUAUAUGUGAAUUUGAAAAUAAUGGUAUACAAUACCCACUUGAGUGCUAUGAGGAAGUAAGAAAGAUCCAAAUAGGCGGAUGUAUCAGAGCAUUGGAAAAAUCCCCUCAAUUCUGGACUAGUUUCAGCGGUAACUAUAGAAACGUAAAAGAAGUUUGUCACCAGGUAAGCCUACCGUACGAAAAGUCCCAGAUUAUUGAAGUUUAUGAGAAUGUAACUGCAAUUUACCAAUCCUUGGUGCGUGACUUGAAAGCAUCGCAUAGUCAUAGCGAACAAGUGCAAGACCAGCUAGAGAAAAAGUUUGCAGAGAUAUUUCUGGUUAUCGAUAGCCUCUUGAUGGAUAAUAUGAUGAGAAAGGAAGAGAUGAAUUCAACUUUUCUGCAGUUUCAUGAAAACUUUGAAGCUACCAUGAACAAUGCCUUGGUUAUCAUCACAAACUCGUACCAAGGCGUUAAUACAAACAUUCAAGAGAUGGAACUGCAUUUAAACUAUUUUACUCUGGAAUUGCGAGACAUCACAAGUUUACUACUGCAACAAAGAAACGAAUUGAACCUGCAACAAGAAGCUUUGAUAAAAAAUAAUCAGCAUUUGUUGUUUCAGCAAAACGAGCUCGUUGCUAUGGCCAAAAUCCAUGCACAAGACAUUCAUCACCUGACUCAACAACAUGCGCUCUCGCUACAUAAGCAGUUACAGUAUUCAGAGUUUACUUUACAAUCAAUUGAUGCAAUCUUGAACCAAAAUGUCAAUGGCUUGUAUUUGCAGAGAACACAAAUCAUUGAACAAACUUCUUAUAUCAUGGACCAUUUUGCAAAAUCUUUGUCAGAGUAUUUGAACCUAUCUGCUCAAAGCUCAAUCUGGACUUUUGAAAAUACAUUGCAAACCUCUCUAGAAAACCUAGAAACAAAAAUCAACCAAACAACGGAAUCAUUGGCCGUGAUGAAUGCAACUUUGUAUGCAUGUACAUCCUUUGUUUGCGCUUUAGGUUGUGAAUCGCGUUUCCCCAAUAUGUCUCUUGUUUACCAAUGGUCCUUUGAUGAUUCGGUGACUGGUUAUAUUGCCAAAACAUACGAGAAUGUGUUUCGAUAUGACCAAAGUAAAUCAACAAAACCCAAAAAAACAAUCAUUGUUUCCCUAAGAGGAACACAGUCAGUAUUUGACUCCUUUGCCGAUAUGAAAGUUGAUAUGACAAACUACAACAACUUGGGCUUACACUUGACAUUAUGUGGAGAACGUUGUAAAGUACAUCGGGGCUUUUAUGAGUAUUUCAAAACUACUCAAAACCUUAUCCAUCAGUAUAUCGAAGAGGAAAUGCACAGUUCAAAGCAAGGGUUAGAAGAUUAUGAGUUGAUCAUUUUGGGUCAUUCAUUAGGUGGGAGUGUUGCGUUACUUUUAGGUUUAUUCUACCUUGACUUGGGCUAUGACAAAUUAACUUUGGUAACAAUGGGACAGCCCUUGCUUGGCAACUAUGAAUUUGUAAAAUGGACAGAUUAUGUUCUAGGCAGUCAAUACCGACCCCGUCAUAACAGUUUUGAGAGGAAAUUUCUACGGGUAAUACAUAAAGAUGAUGUAAUAACAGUCAUUCCUAGGGGCCAUAGUCCUCUUUAUUCCUACCAUCAGUUUGACAAUCAAGUGUAUUUGAAUUGUAGCGAACGGAACACUCAUCCCACUUUGGAGGAAGUAUUGGACUGUUCUAGUGCGAGAGACGAAAACUGCAUUUUAAAAGACUUUCCAGAUCACCACACAGAGAACAAUUACGACUAUUUGCAAAUUCAUAUAACGUAUUUUAGAAGAAUGGGCCUCUGCGGUAUUGGUCGAUAUGAAUAA